AUGAGUGAGCAGGAUAUUGAUAUAGAUUUUCUCAUAUCCUUGGUCCAAGAAAGAGCCAUUAUAUGGGAUAAAUCACACGAACUUUACAGUUAUAAAUUUCGUAAAGCGAAUGAAUGGGUAGCUGUUUGUAAAAAAAUAUUUCAAGAUUACGAGGAGUUUGAGGAUCCAAAAAAAGAACAAGAUUGUAGCCUUGAAAUGGUGUCUGAAGAAACGGAACGAAAUGAAAACACAGCAUCAUCUUCUCCAUUUCCUACAAAAGAAAUGGCCUCGUUACCCCCAGGUCCUUCUCGCUACGUGCUGCAAGCCGUAAGAGAUCAAACCAAGCAAUAG
Messenger RNA from Parnassius apollo (apollo), 330 nucleotides. NCBI's taxonomy places the organism in Eukaryota, Metazoa, Arthropoda, Insecta, Lepidoptera, Papilionidae. The record is from the annotation of a GenBank genome assembly.